Molecule: messenger RNA, 789 nt
Organism: Fukomys damarensis (Damara mole-rat)
Lineage: Eukaryota; Metazoa; Chordata; Mammalia; Rodentia; Bathyergidae
Gene: H1-5
Product: H1.5 linker histone, cluster member
Exons: 1
Coding region: 28-702 (224 amino acids)
Biological process (GO): nucleosome assembly
Cellular component (GO): nucleosome
Molecular function (GO): DNA binding; structural constituent of chromatin
Source: RefSeq, a predicted model, not a curated record
GUUCUCUUAUCCUCUUUUUAUAUUGCCAUGUCGGAAACCGCUCCCGCCGAGACGGCUUCGCCGGCUCCUGUGGAGAAGUCUCCCGCCAAGAAGAAAACCGCAAAGAAGGGGGCCGGCGCGGCGAAGCGCAAGGCCACCGGCCCCCCCGUGUCAGAGCUCAUCACCAGAGCUGUAGCCGCCUCCAAGGAACGCAAUGGUCUCUCCUUGGCCGCUCUGAAGAAAGCGCUGGCGGCCGGAGGCUACGACGUGGAGAAAAACAACAGUCGCAUCAAGUUGGGACUCAAGAGCCUCGUGAGCAAGGGUACCCUAGUGCAGACUAAGGGCACUGGCGCCUCUGGCUCCUUCAAGCUCAAUAAGAAGGCGGCUUCGGUAGAGGCGAAGCCCAAGGCAAAGAAGCCGAGCGCGGUGAAGACUAAGAAGCCUGCGGGAGCGACACCCAAAAAGCCCAAAAAGGCGGCGGGCACCAAAAAGGCCGUGAAGAAGACUCCGAAAAAGGUAAAGAAAACGACAGCGACUGGCGUCAAAAAGGUGGCAAAGAGUCCCAAAAAGGCGAAGCCCACUGCCAGGCCAAAGAAGGCGGUGAAGAGCCCUAAGGCAAAACCUGUAAAGCCAAAGGCGGCCAAGCCCAAGACAACCAAGACGAAGGCGACAACUAAGCCCAAAGCUGCUAAAGCAAAGAAGGCAACCUCCAAAAAGAAGUAGAAAGUUUGUGCGUGCGAACCCACACGACAACCCCAAAGGCUCUUUUCAGAGCCACCUACAAAUCUUGCAGAAAGAGCUGCGCUUAAA